UGAAUUUGCGUCUCCCUUCACGCGCGUGUUGAAGCUCUGUGUUAGCAGCUAUGGCGGUCCCUGGUGGGAUGCUUUAGACUACUCGAGGUGUGUUAUGGCACUUUUUGUUUGGAUGUGAGCCUCGAGAUAGACCGGCGCUUUUUAGUUAUUUUUCGUGAGUUUAAAGGUGCCGUUUCGGAUUUGUCCGGAAGUUUUCAUUCCGAGUUGGGCGAAGGAUUUGUCUUUGGAAGUCCCUGGUAGCGAGUAAUGACGAGUGUUGCUGGACAAGGAGCUUUAUUAAGUCGUGUUUGCGUGUUAGUGCUGUGGAAGAGAAUUUCCCAAGUCUUCAGUGGAGCAGAUGGCCUGUUUGGAUUCUACAGUUGAUUUUUGCCGUUUCGCGUACGGUUGAGAGUUUCGGCGAUUAAUCUGGGCGGGCUGUUCGUUUGUUACUUUCUUCGUCGGUGGUUUUUUCGGGUGCUUCAUACUUCCUAGCUCACUGGUUGUUAGCAAAUUGUGCUGCGACAGAUUUCUGCAGUUAGCGCUGUUGCUGGUAGCGGUGAUCGAGUUAUAUAAGAUUAGGGUUUUUGACGAGGGUUGAGUUUUCAAGAGGAAGUCGAAACGUUGAGUUGACCGGGAUUGUUUGAAGGUCUGUAGCAAUGGAUCCUCUGAGUGUUCUUCGAGAUUACACUAUCCGCGGUGAAUUGGACCAGGUGAAGCUGGUUGGAGAUGUAUAUAAUUUUGGUGACGACUACAGUUUCCGCAAGAACAUCGAGACUGCAUACAGGUCGAAGCAAGGAGGUUUCUACACGUUGGACUCUCUUGUGUUUUUCGUGAAAAACAUACAUAUGAAGCACACUGAUUACAUGAAUGCAGCCCGCGCAGCGAAACUCCAAUUUGCAACCUUCACUGACAGGAAGCCUCUCCUAGAUUACUUGGAGGGAAGAGUUGCUACGAAUGAUGCAAUUGAGCUUCUUCCACCUACAGCAGCUCCAGCUAGCAUCAAUGAAUGGGCAGGAGGGAAGCAUGCUCACGACGAAGAGCCCGAGGUCGUAGGAGUGGACGACGUAGAUCAUCAUGCUGCUAAGAAAUUUCGAGCUCAGCCUUGGGAAGGACAGAAUGUGAUGGAGACACAGUUUUGCGAUGACGGGGCAUCAGUAAUUAAUAUCAUUCGGGAGCGUGAAUGGCCUGUCAGAGAUCGUGAGACAAUCCUUCUUUGCCAUAACAAAAGUUUUGAGAGUGUUUUAUCCUCUCUGCUAACCAAGAGAGAUGAUGACAAGAAAAUACCAGACGUUGAUGUAAGGAAGGAUUUAGGAAAAGGACCUGAUGGACUGAUGCCUGCUCCAAACUCUGCCAAUCGAUACGCUAAUGUAGAGGAGAAACGGUUUUGGAAAGAACACUUGGGAACAGAUGUUGCUGAAGAGUUGGGAAUAAAUCCUUCUCAGUCGUACAUUUCGGAUUCAAAGAAAAAAGACGCAGCAAGAAUGAAACCUGAUUCGAAGGCUUCUCAGCGUCCUCCCCACCAUCCACAUCAUAGACCCAAUGUGAAAACUAAACCUGAUGGUCCUCCAAUAAUAAUUGUUCCGAGCGCGUCACAGACUCUUCUGAACACGUUCAAUGUGAAGGAGUUCCUCGAAGAUGGCGUGUACGUUUCUCCCGAGGUCAAAGUUAAAGGUAUGGCGAAGAAAGUGGAUAUUGUAUUUGUUCAGCGGAAGAUGGGCAGGGAGCGGCCAGUUCCCUAUGAAGUUAGAGACAAGGUUCAAGGACUCACUUCUAAGGAUUGGGAGCGGGUCGUGGCUAUAUUCGUGUUGGGAAAAGAUUGGCAAUUCAAGGGUUGGCCAUUCAGUGAUCGAGUAGAGAUUUUCAACAAAUUCAUGGGAGUCUUUCUGCGAUUUGAAGAUGAUAGUGUGGAAUCAGCGAAACAAGUUAUGCAGUGGAAUGUUAAGAUUAUCAAUCUUAGCAAGCACAAGCGACAUCAAGACAAGACAGCCGUUCUUAAUUUUUGGCAAGGGUUGGAUUCGUAUAUUCAGAGUCGGAAAUUGAAUCUUUUAUACUAGUGUUCGUCGUCUGAUAUCAGACGUGAUGUGUACUUGUUUUCGUGUAGGCUGUGAAGUGAAUUUCAACUUCCGAUUUUCCAGAACUCUAUGGAGCAGGUUGUAUAGUAUUCUUCUCAGAAGCAUGUAAUGGAUGCUGGUUGAACCCUUUCAAUCCAAGUGUGUCCCGGCAGGAUAUCCAUUGAAAAGUACUGGGAAAUGGUAGAGGGUAAAAAAUGUGUCUUUUCUUUCAUCUUACCUGGAGGUUGAAUUAUGAGGAUGUCACAUGCGGUUGAUGAUCAAGAUCAAUUUGUGCUUCUAUAUGUAAAGUUGAGAAUAGAAAGAUAAUUCACACAUUACAAGCGAAUCUUCUGGAAUUAUUUGAGGAGUUGGACAAUUUGCAAACUUAUUCGGGGCCGACUGUUUGAUACUGAGCACAUGCUGCUUUCUUGAUGCUGAAGGGCUCUGCGUAUUAACUCGAAUUUGAGAUUGUGUCGUUAGGAUUUUUUUAAUGAAAUCUGGAUAAUUGGCAACA
This is a messenger RNA of Physcomitrium patens, 2544 nucleotides long. Its product is annotated as protein CDC73 homolog. NCBI's taxonomy places the organism in Eukaryota, Viridiplantae, Streptophyta, Bryopsida, Funariales, Funariaceae. Gene Ontology annotation, molecular function: RNA polymerase II complex binding. Gene Ontology annotation, cellular component: Cdc73/Paf1 complex. Gene Ontology annotation, biological process: transcription elongation by RNA polymerase II; positive regulation of transcription elongation by RNA polymerase II. The record is from RefSeq and is a predicted model, not a curated record.